Hipposideros armiger (great roundleaf bat) is the source of this 2538-nucleotide messenger RNA. It is a transcript of the gene STK33, whose product is annotated as serine/threonine kinase 33. The record is from RefSeq and is a predicted model, not a curated record. Gene Ontology annotation, molecular function: protein kinase activity; ATP binding. NCBI's taxonomy places the organism in Eukaryota, Metazoa, Chordata, Mammalia, Chiroptera, Hipposideridae. Bases 481 to 1896 code for a protein of 471 amino acids. Gene Ontology annotation, biological process: protein phosphorylation. The transcript has 14 exons.
UCCACCUUCCUGCGGCUGCUCCGCUGGCCUAAAAGUUUCGCCAGGUGGUGCGUUCCGUGCUCGGCGACCACCAGCGCCAAGUGUGCGCGCCGUCGGAGGCCAAGAAAGUUCAGGAUCUCCCAUUUGAGGACCCUCCCUUCACUUUGUGGGUUGUCUAAGAACCUGGAGGUUCCAAAGGACUUAGUUUCAUGCACCAGGUGGAGAGUGAGCUGGAAAUCUGGUUUGCAUGCUCAUUUAGCAGUAAAAAAGAAGAAAUCAGCGUUCUCUCUGGUCAUUGAUUCCCAGAGGGGAAAAACAGAUUUGAAAGCAUGUCUAGCUCGCAUGUGUGAAUAUGUCUAAUGCAUCAUUAACCUAAGGACCUCAGCAAUUGGAAGUUACAAAUUUUGCCAUCAGCUUACGUUAUCCUUUUUGGUUUGGUUCUUUUCCUCAAACAGUGGAAACAUCUUUCUUUCAGGUUGCUUUUGUUGCAGAGUUAAGCAAAUGGCUGAUAGUGGCUUUGGUAAAAUAUCCAAAAAAUGCUCCAACUGUUCAUCUACUUCUCAGACAGAACUUUGUGUAUGUUCUGGCAAAACAAGCCUUUCUCCAACAUCGGUGGUGGAAAUGUCAGAGACAUCAAGCAUUGGUAGUUCAGACAUUUCACUUUCAGACAUUUCACUUUCACCAGAGAGAAAAAAAGAACAACAAACCAGCAAAAAUAAUGUCUCUGCAAAAGAUUUGCCCUCAAGAACCUCAAAUGUAGAGAGAAAGGCAUCUCAACAACAAUGGAGUCGGGGCAACUUCACAGAAGGAAAAGUUCCUCAUAUCAGGAUGGACAAUGCGGCUGCUAUUGAGGAAAUCUAUACUUUUGGAAGAGUAUUGGGACAAGGGAGCUUUGGAAUGGUCAUUGAAGCCACAGACAAGGAAACAGGAACUAAGUGGGCAAUUAAAAAAGUGAACAAAGAAAAGGCUGGAAGCUCUGCUGUGAAGUUACUUGAACGGGAGGUGAACAUCCUAAAAAGUGUGAAACAUGAACACAUCAUACAUCUGGAACAAGUGUUCGAGACGCCCAAGGUGACUGAUUUUGGCUUAGCGGUGAAGAAACUUGGCAGGGGUGAAGCCAUGCUGCAGACCACAUGUGGGACUCCUAUCUAUAUGGCCCCUGAAGUUAUCAAUGCCCACGACUAUAGCCAGCAGUGUGACAUUUGGAGCAUAGGUGUCAUAAUGUACAUUUUAUUAUGUGGAGAACCACCCUUUCUGGCAAGCUCAGAAGAGAAGCUUUUUGAGUUAAUAAGAAAGGGAGAACUACAUUUUGAUGAUCCAGUCUGGGAUUCCAUAAGUGAUUGUGCUAAAAGUGUUUUGAAACAACUUAUGAAAGUAGAUCCUGCUCACAGAAUCACAGCAAAGGAGCUACUAGAUAACCAGUGGUUAACAGGCAAUGCACUUUCUUCAUUGAGACCAACCAAUGUGUUAGAAAUGAUGAAAGAAUGGAAAAAUAAUCCAGGAAGUGAUGAGGAAAACACAACAGAUCAAAUGAACAAGUGGUCCAUUCAAGAAAAGUUGAAAGGUUACCCAGCCAGUGGACCCAGCGGAAAUGUCCAUGAUGUCACUAGCACUUCACAUGAAGACGAGGAAAAACAGUUCCAAAUGCCCUGGACAUUAUGGAAAAACAGUCUGCACCUCCUCAUUGCUCAUGUUUGGACUAAGCCCACUGCUUAUAAAAAGAAAGUUCCUGUGACCGGUAAGAAGGAAAAUAUGGACAACGUGGACAUGGGCUGUUCAAAUUCCGCAUCUGGCAGACUCCUACCAGCCGAAAUCAAGGGAGAAAUAGAGAAGUCCCUUGUGACUUCCAGCCGAGGGGCGACCACCAAAGACACUGCUAAGCCCCUUGCGCUAUCUAGAACCAAAAAGAAACUCUAAGAUUCCCUCCAGUGCUGAAUAAUACAAAAACAGAGCUGCACUUUGUAGUGCUAAAAGGAGAGAAUAGGAGGGGAAAAGGACAGUCCGAUGCCUAGCUUUUAGCAUUUUAGCUCCACUGAGCCCUGCGGUGUGUUUGCACCAGCUUAGAAUUGAAGCCGGUUAUCUCCACGCUGCGUGGUGUUCAAGGACAGCCACCAGCAGGGUUGAUGGCGGGCUGGGGCUGACGUCAACUCGAGAUGUUUUCAAAUGUUGUUUAGAGCAGCAGGUGCCCUCGGAGUGAGGCUGCGGGCAUACUUGCUCAGUUUUACUUCACAUUCUUAAAUUUAGGCACAGUUUUUAUAGGGGAGCGUGACAGCCAAAUGUGGUCAUGGAGGUUCCUAAUAAUUAGGUGCAGUUUGUGCUAGAAGACUUCGUUAGGAAAUUACUAAGAAAUUUACCAUGGGCACAACAGCACAAGUGCUUCGGCCAUUCACACGUGUUCUUGUGAUUGUAGGUUGCUAUCGGAUUGUUUAAGACAAUUUAUUUUAAAUGUAGAAAAAUAGGAGAUUUUGUAACUGCUUGCCAUUAACUUGCUGCUAAAUUCCCAAUGUAUUGAUUGAAUCAAUAAAAGACAGAUGUUACCCAUGCACAUUAAUUUUUAUG